GCAACAACUACGAAAAAAACAAAGAAGAUAGAAGUCUGACUUGAAAAGCAGAGCAAGGUUCUGUCCUUCGAUCGGAGGAACAACUAAGAAGAGGAGAAAGAUGUCAGCUCCUGUGAUCCUAAACGAUGCGACGAAGAGCAAUGCUAGAAAGGCGCACGCUGCAAUGACCUUGUGUCAGAUAAUUUACGGAGCUUACCAUGUGAGUGCGAAAGUAGCUCUUAACGUUGGUAUCAGUCAGCUCGUCUUCUGUGUCUUCCGCGAUCUUAUUGCUCUCUCCAUCCUCGCUCCUCUCGCUUUUUUCCGCGAAAGAGAGAUCAGACCUCCUAUGAGUAGAAGCGUUCUCUUUUCAUUCUUCUUCCUAGGUUUAACAGGGAUAUUUGGGACUCAAUUACUAUUUCUUAUUGGUUUAUCGUACACAAAUCCAACUUAUGCCGCUGCUAUACAACCAUCCAUCCCAGUCUUCACCUUUCUAUUGGCUGUGAUGAUGGGCACAGAGAAAGUGAACUUGUUUAAAAUCGAGGGCCAAACAAAAGUUGGAGGUACUAUCGUUUGUGUUUCCGGUGCCUUAGUGAUGGUUUUCUUCCGUGGUCCAGCUUUGUUUGGAAAUCAAGAUGCAGAUUUUACGCUAAAAACUGUAAUUAUUGAUAGCAGUGAAUAUGAGUUUCAUGGUUGGUUAGUUUCGAAUUUUAUUGGUCUUGGGCUUGAUCUAUGGCACAUUGGAGUUAUAUGCUUGGUUAUAGAAUGCAUGUGUAUGGCUGCUUUUAUCGCUGUCCAAGCACCGGUUCUGAAGAAGUAUCCUGCUUACCUUUCGGUUACGGCGUACUCAUACUUCUUUGGUGCAUCAAUAAUGAUCACAACAGCGUUUGUGUUUGUUAGAGAGCCUAAAGAGUGGCACUUAACACAAUCAGAAAUUCUUGCCGUUAUAUUUGCGGGAGUGUUUGCAUCAGCUCUGAACUAUGGACUCUUGACUUGGUCUAAUAAAAUACUUGGAGCUGCUUUAGUUUCUCUGUACAACCCUCUUCAGCCUGUAGCAUCCACCUUUUUAUCUACGAUAUUCCUCGGCAGUCCAAUCUAUCUUGGAAGCGUUGUGGGUGGAGUACUAAUCGUUUCAGGGCUUUAUAUGGUUACUUGGGCAUCUUAUAGAGAACAGCACACAACAAGUUCAGGAAUUGCGAUUACUUCUUCAAGUGAUGUAAGAGUUUCGGAGCCUUUGAUUUAUAGAGAUGGGAAUGGUGAUAACAAAAUUGGAAGACGUACCAAAUUAGCAACAGAGAUGAUAGAUAAGUUUUAAUUUGAACAGCCAACAGAGACAAGAUCAUGGCUGUUCUUGUCAAGAAAAUGACGACUCAAUACUACUGGCUGAUGUUGGAAGUUGUGAGAUUGAUCUAUCAUUGACUAAGCAGAUUUUUCCAGCAACGCAGAGAAUGUGUAAUGGCUAAGAAGUUACAUCCAUUGGAGAUACAUCAUUGGAUAUAUUCAGAGAAGAACUUUGCGGGAGACUGUUGACCCGCAAGAGCGGUUGUAAAGAAACUCCAGAACCAUAUCCAACAUCAAUAAAAAGACCUUAGCUGCC
Messenger RNA from Raphanus sativus (radish), 1573 nucleotides. Its product is annotated as WAT1-related protein At5g45370. Gene Ontology annotation, molecular function: transmembrane transporter activity. NCBI's taxonomy places the organism in Eukaryota, Viridiplantae, Streptophyta, Magnoliopsida, Brassicales, Brassicaceae. The transcript is spliced from 7 exons. The coding region runs from base 101 to 1291 and encodes 396 amino acids. The record is from RefSeq and is a predicted model, not a curated record. Gene Ontology annotation, cellular component: plasma membrane.